AUGAGCGACACCAUGCGAGCUAUCGGCAUCAAAGGCGGCAAGGGCCCCGCAUCAAGCCUCUUCAUCGACCAGAUCGCCAAGCCCACCCCCCAAGAAGGCCAAGCAAUCAUCAAGAUCCGGGCCUUUGGACUGAACCGCAUGGAUUUGCUGCAGCGCGAGGGUCUGUACCCGCUUCCGCCGCAGGCACCCGAGACCAUGGGCGUUGAAUUCUCCGGUGUGAUUGAGAGCUUCGGCCCGGACGGCCAUGAAGACUUCAAAGUCGGAGACGAAGUCUUCGGACUUGCCUAUGGCGGUGCUUAUGCGGAAUACAUUGCGGUGUCCGCGAAAAUGCUAGUUCACAAGCCCAAGGAGAUUUCAUGGGAAACGGCUGCUGGUAUUCCCGAGACCUGGAUCACGGCCUCGCAGGCCCUCUUCUUGAUUGGCGAGUUCCAAUCUGGCCAAUCUAUCCUCUGGCACGCCGGUGCCUCCUCCGUCUCAAUCUCGGGAAUCCAGCUUGCCAAGGCCGCCGGUGCGAGCGCUAUCUACGCUACUGCGGGCUCGCAAGAGAAAAUUGAUUUCCUGGAGAAGGAGCUCGGCGUGACAAAAGCCUUCAACUACAAAACUCAAGACUGGGCCGCGGAAAUCCAAAAGGCCACCGGCGGCGCGGGCGUCAACCUAACCGUCGACUUCAUCGGCGCUACGUACUUCCAAGGUAAUCUGGACGUGGCGGCUCGGGAUAGCCGCAUUGUGCUUCUCGGUUUGAUGGGCGGUGGUAAGCUGCCUGACGGAGUCAACAUUGCGCCUUUGUUGUUCAAGCGGGUCCGGAUCGAGGGAAGUACUCUCCGAUCGAGGGAUGUGGAAUAUCAGCGUAAGUUGAGGGAUACACUCGUUGACCAUGCUCUGCCGAAGUUUGUGGAUGGGACCUUUAAGGUUUUUGUUGAGAAAGUUUUGCCGUUUGAGAAGAUUGAGGAGGCUCACAAGUUGCUUGAGGGUAAUACCACUAAGGGCAAGAUUAUCUGUGUUUUUGAGUAG
Penicillium soppii is the source of this 1011-nucleotide messenger RNA. RefSeq names its product NAD(P)H-quinone oxidoreductase. The transcript is spliced from 3 exons. NCBI's taxonomy places the organism in Eukaryota, Fungi, Ascomycota, Eurotiomycetes, Eurotiales, Aspergillaceae. The coding region runs from base 1 to 1011 and encodes 336 amino acids. The record is from RefSeq and is a predicted model, not a curated record. Gene Ontology annotation, molecular function: oxidoreductase activity.